AUGGGAACAGAAUUUGAUGCUGUAGACAUUGAACAUACUUGCUAUUACACGGACAGUCAAGUUUUAUUAGGUUAUAUAAACAAUAUAUCUCGCAGGUUCUAUGUUUAUGUUGGAAAUUGUGUUGACAAAAUAUUGAAGCAUUCUUCAAGCGCGCAGUGGAACUUUGUUCCUACAGAGAAAAAUCCAGCUGAUUAUGGCACAAGGCCGGUAAAAGCAGAGAACAUGAAAGCUUGUAAAUGGUUACAAGGACCUGAAAUAAGUGACUCUAGUGUAAAUGAUGAUAAGUCUGAUGAUUUUGAAUUGAUAGGUCCUGAGCAAGACAGUGAAGUUCGUCCAGUGAUAGAAGUUAAGAAAGUUGAGGUGGAGAGAUCGAACCUUUGCUGCUACCGCUUUGAACGCUUCUCAUUGUGGAGUAGGUUAGUUUCAGCAAUGUCCUGUUUGAAACAGAAAGGAGCGUCUUACUAUAAAGACAGUCAGAAGGAGAGAAAUAAUGUCGAUUUCAAAGUUGAUGCUGAAGAGACUAUUUUGAAAAAGUUCAAAAAGAAGUAUAUAGCAAUGAAAUUGAUUGUUUGCAGAAAGGUAAACCAGUACCGAGAAACAGGAGUUUAG
Messenger RNA from Mercenaria mercenaria, 609 nucleotides. RefSeq lists its product as uncharacterized. The record is from RefSeq and is a predicted model, not a curated record. NCBI's taxonomy places the organism in Eukaryota, Metazoa, Mollusca, Bivalvia, Venerida, Veneridae. The transcript has 2 exons. Bases 1 to 609 code for a protein of 202 amino acids.